GCUAUUUUUAUUCGAAGCUGAUACUUCUGCCUGAGCCACAAGUGCUGCCUGGAAAGGGCUCAGGUUGUUUCCAGGGGGAGAACUCUGCAGAGAAGAAACCAAGUUCAACAGGACAACAAAAGAGCAGCAGGAACAGCCAGGAAAAGGAAGCGACCUCCCGCUUUCACACAGAGCCCCCAUCAGAGUUCUCCAGUCCUAAAGUAUCCUGCAGAGUGCCACUUGACCGGAAUUCUUGCCUGCCUUUUCCUUUCUCCAACCACCAUGACUGAGAUCACGGCUGAAGGAAAUGCAUCUACAACCACAACUGUGAUAGACAGCAAGAAUGGAUCUGUGCCCAAGUCACCUGGAAAAGUGCUGAAGAGGACAGUCACAGAGGACAUAGUGACAACAUUCAGCUCCCCAGCAGCCUGGCUUCUGGUCAUCGCUCUCAUCAUCACAUGGUCAGCUGUGGCCGUUGUUAUGUUUGACUUAGUGGAUUACAAAAACUUAUCAGCAAGCUCUAUUUCCAAGAUUGGCUCAGAUCCUCUAAAACUUGUACAUGAUGCUGUGGAGGAAACCACCGACUGGGUCUAUGGCUUCUUUUCUUUGCUGUCUGACAUCAUCUCAUCUGAAGGCGAUGAAGAAGAUGAUGAUGAUGGAGAGGAGGACACUGAUAAAGGAGAAAUAGAGGAGCCUCCCUUGAAAAAAAAAGAAAUACACAAAGAAAAGACUGAAAAACUGGAGAAACCUGAAAGGAAAAUACAAACUAAAGUUACACAUAAAGAAAAAGACAAGGUAAAAGAAAAAGAAAAACCUGAAAAGAAAGCAACUCACAAGGAAAAAAUUCAGAAAAAAGAAAAACCAGAAACAAAGACAGUGGCAAAAGAAGAGAAGAAAGCUAAGACUAGAGAAAAGACUGAAGAAAAGAUAAGAAAGGAAGUGAAAGGUGUGAAACAGGAGAAAGUGAAGCAAACAGCUACUCAAGUAAAAGAAGUACAGAAAACAUCACCCAAACCUAAAAAGGACGAGAAAGAUGCUGCAGCUGUGUCCAAGCAUGAACAGAAAGGUAAACAUUCAGAGGAGGCGGCCAGAGGUUCUAAGAGAGUGUUGGGCAAGAAACAGAUGCAGUGAAAUUAAAAACUGAAAAAGAUGAAGAUCAGACUUCAGAAGGGAGUAAAAAAUGUGUAUAAGUGAAUAUGCAUGAAAGGAAAUGCAAUAAUUGGGGAAUUAAAAUUUAUCUAUAGAAAUGCUAAACUGUGUUCACAUAUCUAAAGAUGCAUGUUGAAGCAUUUUUAAAAGAGAAUUUGCAUUAGUAUCUGAAAUUAUUUAAAGGAAACAUACUCUUUGUCCUUUGUGUACUCUUUGAAGAACAACCAUCCAGGAAAAUGACAGCAAAUUUAUUAAAAGGUAUAUCUUCAAAUCAUAUAGAAUAAGUAUCAGAAAAAGUAUCCAUACAUCCCUGUAGCUCUGCAAGAGCACAUAAUUCAGAAGAUACAUUGAAUUAUUAAAUCCAUUUUGUCCAAUGACUAAAUUUAUGACCUUAGAAAACUUUGUAUCUUACAUAUAGUGCUGCUUUUCAGUAAGACUGAUGUCAAACUUACAUCCAGACUUCACAGAAAUAGAGCAAUUAAGUGGAGGUAGAAUGUAAACUUGACAUUCUUUAAAGAAAGGUGUUUGUAAACAUAGAAGGGUGGAGUUUUAAGAGGUUCCCUGAGGACCUUAUCUCAAACAUCUCCAGCCCUUGUUGACUGUUUCCUUGCCUAAAUCCACUCCUGGUUGAAAGUUGGUACAGUCUUCAGCUUCCCCACACAGAUUGUGGGAUCUUCUCUGGGCAGACUAUUCCUAUCAAUGUUUUUUAAACAUUAAAAUGUUUUCCUUAUUCUGAUAGUUUCAAUAAUUUUAGUUGAGGGCUAAAGUUAAGACUUGUUUCUAUAAGAUUUGCAUUUAAAAAGUUAAACAUGUCGUUACUGAGUAAGCUAUUUGGACCAUGAAACUGAAAAUAAGUUUUCCUACUAUAAGGUACAAGGUAUGGAAUUUGAGAACCAUGCUCUUUUUGUUUUAGAUUCUACAUAAAGAUGAAAUUAUAUUGUGUUUGUCUUUGUAAUCCACUCUCAUAUUUUACCUUUGAAUCACUUUUUUCCCUGAAUGCAGAAGUAAUAUUUGGAUAUGUUUGUUUAUAUGAAGGAAAAGGUAUCUUUUUUCAAAGUACAUUUUGAAAGG
This is a messenger RNA of Cervus elaphus (red deer), 2199 nucleotides long. Its product is annotated as triadin-like. NCBI's taxonomy places the organism in Eukaryota, Metazoa, Chordata, Mammalia, Artiodactyla, Cervidae. The transcript has 8 exons. Gene Ontology annotation, cellular component: sarcoplasmic reticulum; membrane. The coding region runs from base 262 to 1110 and encodes 282 amino acids. The record is from RefSeq and is a predicted model, not a curated record. Gene Ontology annotation, molecular function: signaling receptor binding.